UGCCUGAUCCAGUGAUCCAAAGAGGCAGAGAGACCAAGACUCUCCCAUCCAGGCGCUCCGAGAGGAGAUUGAGCGAGUCUGUUCUCGCCCUGCCAGGAGCCUGGCUCGGCUUCAGUCACGUGAUAGGAAAGGGAACAUGAGUUUUGCAUUUUUUUAAGAAAAAAAAAGUGGACGCAUUUGUUCUCCCGACCUCCAGCCUUGAGCAACAGGGAGGCAACUUUAAAUGGGACGCUUUGGAAACAAGAGGCUCAGCCUGUUUUUUUAAAGAGACAAACGGUGCGCGAAGCUUCCAAAGUAUGGACUAUUAAGUAGUCUUUGCCCAACAGAAGGAGAGGGGUUCCAGGACUGUGUUGGAAGUAUUGUUGAGUACAAAAUAAAAUGGCAGAUGAGGACACCCCUGCCCCCAGAGCAGGAAGAGACCCAGAUGUUAUCCAGGUAGGAGAUUUUGGGACAUGCUUUGAUAGAGCAGCGGAGAAGGUCCUAGAUGAGAAGAUGCCCAGCUCAGAUACACAGUGCCAGAAAUUCAGGAAAUUCUCCUACAAGGAGGCUGAUGGUCCUCGAGAGGUUUGCACUCGGCUCCACCACCUUUGCCGUCAGUGGCUCAAGCCAGAGCAACACACAAAGGCUCAGAUCCUGGACCUGGUCAUCUUGGAGCAGUUCCUGGCCAUCCUCCCCCUGGAGAUAUCGAGCUGGGUGAGAGAAUGUGGAGCCGAGACCACUUCCCAGGCGGUGUCGCUGGCAGAAGGUUUCCUGGGUCUGAGUCAGGCUGAAGAGAAAAAUCAGGAAGAGCAAAAGAUGAGAAACCCCUCUAUAGAAAUCCAGUCUGAUUUCCAUGCGGCAGAGAAAUCUCCUUUCGACAGCAGAAAGCGUCCCCAAGGACAAGAGAUCCAUCAGGGCAAUGAGGGAGGUCCCAGCUUGAUAGAGGCUGGAAGGAUGCCAGCGAGAAGCAUUUUUUCAACUCUUCCUUGUGAUGCAGCGAAACCAGAUCAGGGUCCAGUGCCCUUUGAGGAGGUGGCCGUAUCCUUCAGCCAGGAGGAGUGGGCGCUGCUGGAUCCUGACCAGAGGGCCCUCCACCAGGAAAUCAUGGAGGAAAACCAGCAAAUGAUAUCCUCUCUCGAUAUGUCCGAUUCUUCAGUUUUGUCUUUUCUACCUUUCUCCUUCAUCAGAGAUAACUGGAGGGAGAAAAAUGCAUAUUCCAAAUCUGGAAAGAGUUUUGCGCACCAUUUUGAGGUUAAGGGAUACCAGAGAAUAAAUACAGAAGAGGAAAAUUGCAUUCCAGAGAAUCUCUACAAAUGCAUUGUUUCUGAAAAUCAUUUUGGCAUGAAUAUAGAUCUGAUGCCUCACAGAAGAAUCCACACUGGACAGAAGUGCUUUGUAAGUGAAGUGUCUGGAAAAUCUGGGAAAUAUUUUAAUCGGAAGAAACACUUUGUGAAUCACGAAAGAGUUCAUAUAAGAGAAAAGCCAUACAAAUGCCAGGAGUGUGGAAAAUGUUUUGCUGAAAACUCAACAUUUCUGAGGCAUAAGAGAGUCCACACAGGAGAGAAACCAUAUAAAUGUCAGGAAUGUGGGAAAUGCUUUACUGUUAAUUCAACACUUAUGAGUCAUAAAAGAGUCCACACAGGAGAGAAACCGUACAAAUGCGAGGAAUGUGGAAAGUGUUUUGCUCGAAACUCAAACCUUGUGAGUCAUAGGAGAGUCCACACAGGAGAGAAACCAUACAAAUGUGAGGAUUGUGGGAAAUGUAUCACUGGGCGUUCACAGCUUGUGCGACAUAAGAGGGUCCACACAGGAGAGAGACCGUACAAAUGUCAGGAGUGUGGAAAAUGUUUUGCUCAGAAAACAAGCCUUGUGAAGCAUAAGAGAGUCCAUACAGGAGAGAAACCGUUCAAAUGCCAGGAGUGUGGGAAAUGUUUUGCUGAUAAUUCAACCCUCAUGAGUCAUAAGAGAGUCCACACAGGAGAAAAACCGUAUAAAUGCCAGGAGUGUGAUAAAUGUUUUGCUCACCGUUCACAGCUUGUUAAGCAUAAGAGAGUCCACACAGGAGAAAAACCAUACAAAUGCCAGGAGUGUGGGAAACAUUUUGCUGAGAACUCAAGCCUUGUGAAGCAUAAGCGAGUCCACACAGGAGAAAAACCAUACAGAUGCGAGGAAUGUGGGAAAUAUUUUGCUGAGAAUUCAAGUCUUGUGAGGCAUAAGAGACUCCACACAGGAGAAAAACCAUACACAUGCCAGGAGUGUGGAAAACACUUUGCUCGAAAUUCAGACCUUUUGAAUCAUAAGAGAUUCCAUACGGGAGAGAAUACAUACACAUGCCAGGAGUGUGGAAAACAUUUUGCUCAGUGUUCACACCUUUUGAAUCAUAAGACAGUCCAAAAAGGGGAGAAGGUGUACAACGGCCAGAAGUUUGGGAAUUAUUCUGAUCAGAAUUCACAUAUUAUGGACUAUCAGAGAGUCCACACAGGGAAAAAUGGAGACAUUGAUGACAUGGUAGGUUCUGGACCAAGCGAGAUGAGUGGAGGGCACUAUAGUGCUUUAUGGUGAGGCACAAGAAGUUUAACUAGUAAUUUUGGUAUCCAGAGCUUCACAUGGCAUUGUUACACAGAGAGGAGAGAGGAAUUGCCAGGAAGUUGUGAUUCAGAGCAUUAAAUGACUGCAUUGGUUUCCUACUGCGUCUGAUAUUUUAUAUCAGAGGCUGGACACAAUAUCCAUGCUUGGGAUGGGUUCACACCUUUUUUAGCAGUAAGUACCAAUGGGCACAUUGAGACAUCUCAAACAGCAUCCUGAAUCAAAGCAUGAGUAGCUGCACCAUACCUGCAUUCUCUAAGGCAAUGGUAUUCAAACUUGGGUCCCCAGAUGUUCUUGGACUGCAACUCCCCCGAAAUCCUGGCCA
This is a messenger RNA of Pogona vitticeps (central bearded dragon), 2890 nucleotides long. NCBI's taxonomy places the organism in Eukaryota, Metazoa, Chordata, Lepidosauria, Squamata, Agamidae. The record is from RefSeq and is a predicted model, not a curated record.